CUUUGAGUCACGUUAUAAACGAACGAUAGUCUCUUCUUAGAAUUACAAGCAACGGAAAUCUUUAAAACAGUCACAUAUACGCGGAGAUAUGUCACUACGGAGGUAGAGCGUUAAAGACGGGAUAUAACUCUUUCAAUUUCUGGCGUUAACGGUGAAGUGAUCAUGGGUUUUAUCCGAGUAAAAUUGAUAGAAGUCGAGCCGGCGUCGACUUGGGUGAAAGACCCACAGUCCUUUGAUUGUUACUGCGCUGUGCACAUAAAAGAAGCAGUGAUGUCUGCAUCGCAGGGAAUUUCACUAGUGCAGAAGAAAAAGACAAUUUAUCCAGAAUGGAACAAGUGCUUUGAUACUCAUUUAUACGAAGGCCGAGUAAUAACCAUUGUAGUUCUACAGAAACCUACUGGAAAGGUUGUAGCCGAUGUCUCAAUUGGAGUUCAGUUCUUGGUUGAUCAAUGCAAGCGUGAUGCACAUGGUUUUUCCAGUGUUUGGCUGGAUCUUCAACCCAAUGGCAGACUACUGGUUCAAGUGCGGCAUUUUAUUGAAGUUUUAGAUGACCCUACCAAAGAAGGUAAACCCCAUGAAAACCACAGUGGGCUCACUGGAAGGCGUGGUGCCAUGCGAAAACAGAAAUGUCACAUUUUUAAUGGUCACAAUUAUGUUGCCAGAUUCUUUCGGCAGCCUGUGUUUUGUUCUGUUUGUACAGAAUUUAUGUGGGGAUUUGGAAAGCAAGGAUAUCAAUGCACUGUUUGUACAAAGGUGUGUCAUAAAAAGUGUCAUGACAGAAUUGUCAGUCACUGCCCUGGAACACAAAAUGUAGCUGAGGAGACCAAGAAAAUGAAGGAGAGAUUCAAAGUUGACAUUCCACAUAAAUUGGGGCUAACAACAUAUUUAAGACCAACUUUUUGUGACCAUUGUGGAUCAAUGUUGUAUGGAUUAUACAAACAAGGCCUGAAGUGCAAAGAAUGUGGCUUGAACUACCACAAGAAGUGCGAGAGAUUCAUUCCAAACACUUGCGGUAUCAACCAAAUGAUGCUCGCGGAGGCAAUAGCCAUCACGAAGAAAGAGAGGAUACGCAAGAUUAGCCAAGAGCAAAGGCAAGCUCUAGGGGGCAAACCUUCUCCCACAGCUCGUGGUAACAAUGAUGAUGAUGAUGACGAUGAUGAUGACGACGACCAUGGUGUGUAUGAAACUCUGUGGGACGCGAUUUCUCCACCUGUGCCUCAGAGGACAGUCAGUAUCAAAGGAAAAGAUGUCAGAAGGAUUGAACAACCUCUCUACCACAUUGAAGAUUUUAAUCUGCUUAAAGUUCUGGGAAAAGGGAGCUUUGGCAAGGUGCUACUCUGUGAGCUGAAAGAAACGAAACAAGCAUUUGCAAUUAAAGCACUGAAAAAAGAUGUGGUUUUAGAAGAUGAUGAUGUUGAAUGCACCAUGGUGGAAAGAAGAAUUCUGGCGUUGGCGACGAGACAUCCUUUUUUGACUCAUCUUCAUUCUGCGUUUCAGUCUCAGGAUCACUUAUUUUUCGUCAUGGAGUACCUCGGAGGUGGUGACUUGAUGUUCCAUAUACAAACUGUCGGCAAGUUUGAUGAGACAAGAUCCAGGUUCUAUGCUGCUGAAAUUGUGUGUGGCUUGGAAUUCUUACAUGGUCGAGGAAUCGUUUACAGAGAUCUAAAACUCGACAAUGUUCUGCUGGAUGCAGAUGGUCACAUCAAAUUAGCAGACUUCGGUAUGUGCAAGGAAGGAAUUUCCGAAUCUAAGAAGGCGACAACAUUCUGUGGAACGCCAGAUUACAUUGCACCCGAGAUACUGAAGGGAUGGCGUUACGACUCGGCAGCUGAUUGGUGGUCUUUUGGUGUUCUUUUAUACGAGAUGCUGAUUGGUCAGUCUCCGUUCGCUGGUGAAGACGAGGAAGAUUUGUUUGACUCCAUCUGCCGUGAUAAGGUUCAUUAUCCAAAGUGGAUCUCACAACCUGCAGAAGAUUGCUUGAGCCAGCUCUUUGAAAGGACCCCGAUGGAGAGACUUGGCUACAGAAAUGGAACCAACCCGGCCAUCCGAAAUCACAAGUUUUUUGAACGCAUUGACUGGGUUAAGCUUGAAGACAGGAGAGUGGCACCGCCCUUCAAACCUAAUGUGGGUUCAGAUCACGAUACGAACAAUUUUGAUCCCGAUUUCACCAUGGAAGCACCACGGUUUACCCCAACAGACAAAGAUCUACUGCAGUCAAUGGACCAGGGACAAUUCCGAGGAUUCUCGUUUGUAAAUCCUUACUUUGGUACACAGCACUAAUUUAUAGACUUAAAGAAAACCAUUUUGCCUAGUGUGCAUCUUAAAAAAUUUAACGUCGCGUUACGUCUCCUCGUCACGCAACGCUAUCGUAACUCACGCAUUGUGUGACUGAUGCUUAGGAGUCAUUAUCAAUUAUGAAACUUGGAAAUUUGGCUGGGUUUUGAUUUUUGCGGAUUUUGGGUUUAUCCUUGAUCCGCUAAAAAAAGUUCUAAGAAAAAUAAUGAGCUGUAAAAAUGAGACGCCAGAAAAAUUACUUCCUUUAAGUCAUAAAAAUCUCUGCAUAUUGGUUAAAUUGCACUCCGUGUUCGAUUUUCACUCGAAAUCUUCAUCAACGAAUCAUCUACUCUGCAUCUCGCUCCCUUUUUCGUUGAUAUUCUGAGCCUGAAAAGAAAAACGUUAAAAAACUUUCCGGUAGAAAUUUCAUUCAUUUCGAAUCAGCAUGAAGUUGCUCCGCUGACCAAAACUCCUGCUGGAUUUUCGCACUACAAAGUAAACUUUCCGCGUUCGUCAAUCCCAGUCCUGUCAAUGUUCUCCAUCUUAAGCCAGCCUUGUAUCUUUUAGGUUUGUUUUAUCCAUUUUGCCAUUUUUCCUUCUCAGUAGAUUAUUAUUUUGUAUUUCUCUUCUUUUGAAGUUUUUUUAUCGUUAAAUGUGAUCACAAAGCUCCUUUUGUGAGGUGUAACUUAGUUAUUCCAACUUGAUUUACCUGUUUCAUGCCCUCAUAAUGAUCGCCUCGGCACCAGCCUUCCUUUGCCCAUGGGAAAGUAUGAGACCUUGGGUCUGGCACUGGUAAUGAGGCUGAUUAUUAGUUCCAGACCCUCGGCAGUCGUCUUCUCGACUUGCCUCAAAUUUUCUCCCGCGGGCAGAGAAACACGCGUCCUGCAGCGCUCAUGAUGAGGGCCUGAUUGCAGACUAUAAAAAUUUACUCUAGUUAGGUAUGGUCCUUAAGCUUAACUUCUGAGACUUGUCAUUUGUUCUUUACUUCUAAAUUUGAUUCUUAGUAUGACGAAUUUGUCUCAAGGCUCCCAGUUUUUCGUGUAGGCCGCUCUAGAGUUGAUAUCAAAUUGAAUAUGAUUGUUAAAUCUCAGUUGUCCUUGCGUGACCUUCGCUUGUCACGCCUCAGACAAAACAUUAAUGACGCGUGACUUACCUCAUGAAAGACUAAACGUUCUUUUCAUGGGAUCAAAGCUAUGGGGCUAGUUAGAGCAUGAAAAGUAUAUGCAAUAUCGAAAUCAAAAUGCAAUCAAAUUAUAUUUCUUUUAAUUUUUUUUCUUUUCAUUUCACUGAAAAGUCCUCUCAAAUAAUCUUAAAUCUUCCCUUGUUAUGAUUUCGAGUUUAGAUCGGGAACCAGUCUCAAACUGAAAAAGGAGAAACAAUUAGUGAAGGGAACUUUAGUUUUUACAUUUCUUUCCAAGGAAGAAAAUUCCGGGAAUAGUAAAAGAAUAGGAAAUAUCAAAUUUACUUUUAAUCAUCAUUAAACUUUUAAACUUUUAGGAUGUUGGAAGUUUUAUUUGAAUCAUAUGAAUUGUAAUCGGAAUCAAGUAAACUGAAAAGUGUUCCUUCUGUGUUGAAUAUUGCACUUAACUUGUAUAAUACUGUAAAUUAUUUGCACCGAGUAUUAAAGUUAGGAAUAAAUGUCGUGGAAAUAUAGCG
Messenger RNA from Pocillopora verrucosa, 3930 nucleotides. Its product is annotated as protein kinase C delta type. Gene Ontology annotation, biological process: peptidyl-serine phosphorylation; intracellular signal transduction. The record is from RefSeq and is a predicted model, not a curated record. Gene Ontology annotation, molecular function: diacylglycerol-dependent serine/threonine kinase activity; ATP binding. NCBI's taxonomy places the organism in Eukaryota, Metazoa, Cnidaria, Anthozoa, Scleractinia, Pocilloporidae.